ACUUCUUAAAAAACAGUUCUGAUUAAAUUCUGAAUUUUGAUGAAAACAUCGAUCAUAGUUUUAAAACGUUUUUAAAGUAAUUUUAUUCUGAAAGCUGGUGAUCUAUGGUUACGAUGACAUGCAUUCACUUACCUUUGAUCACCAAGCGUUUUACUACUAGUGUAAUUUAAAGAAAAACACCCAUUAAAAUCGUCGCUGUCAGAUGUGAACGAAGCGCCUUGCUAAUGGAUUUGAUUUAUGUUAAAAUGUAGAAAUAUUGUAUUACAUUUGAAAGAUGGAUGUUGAUAAGUGAACAGCUAAAAUGGCAGAAUCACAUGUCAGUAUGAGAUAAUAACAUUUGCAUUGAUGCAUUUAUAUGUAUGAAUAUUAAACAAUAAAACAGGACACAUCACAUCACUGCUGAUCAAGAAAGCCUGUGGAGAGGUCAAAAGAUAUUGUUUGUUAAAUCUUGAAUACAAGUGGUAAGAAUGCAGCUGUAUCUGUUGUUUCCUAGCAUAUGCCAAUGGAAACGGCUUAAAAGAAAAACUGCAGAUAAUUCCUCCAAGUAUGCCAAGCUUUGACGAAAUGGCGUCACUAGGGCGGUGGUUUCAGCAGUUUCGAGUGGCCGGUUGUCACUAUUCAAGCUCUGACAGGUUUACAUAUUACGAGCGAAAUCUAGUGAAAUUCGGAAAAGUACUUCAUAGUUUUGACACAUGGAGAAAUGAUAUUUGCAACACUUUAACCACGAGAUAUUUCACUACAGACCCAGGAGUCUAUACAGUCAAGGAUCCAAUUGGUGCCAUUUGGAGUGGAUUAGCAAUUAUUCCAGCCACUGAUUAUAAGACAUUUAAAAUCUUAUACGGAUGCACGAAGAUUUCAACACUGGGCAACAGAUGCGAUGAUCCCCGGCUUCAGGUUUUCACAAGAGCCUCAAAACCAGGAAAAAGGCUGAUGGCACAAAUUGAUUACGUUCUGCGAGGACUUUUUGGAAUAACAAUCUCUGAGUUACCUAGAAUUAGACAACUCGAACCAUGUCCUUCAUUCCAAGGAAAUAUCAAAGGCAUGAAGGGCCUGAGAGUCGACUAAUGAUUGAUAUACUGGUAGUAUAGUCUACCAGUUUCAGUUUGUUUUUAGUUUUUUUCCCCCAAGUAAACAGAGAUUUUGUUGCAAUAAAUGAAAUGAACAUUCAGUCGAUGCCUAGUAAAACUUUGAUUGACAUUAUACAAGUAUUUAAACAACCCAAUAUAUUUCUCUAAAAUUGAAGAGUGGUUCGCAGAAAUAAAAAUGUUGAAAGUACAAACUACAAUUUGACAACUGACACUAAGAUACUGCCCAUGACUAUAUAUAUAUUUUUCCAGUAAACAUUUGCGUCCGGCGCUGCCAAAAGAGGCAAUUAUCGGCUGGUAUAUAUUCGCACAUGUUAAAAUUUGAAUAUGACAAUUUAUAUAUUAAAAUUUUACAGCGCGGAUUGCCACAAACAAUUUGUAACGGAUGGACGAAAGAACUGUUCAGAUAUUUUCCAGAUAAUGGGUCUGGCGAUAACAGUGUCAUAUAAUAGGUAUUGUUCAAUCAUAUUAUAAGAGGUGUCAGUUUUAAGUAUACUUACUUUUGUGUUUUUACUUUACAUGUAUGUAAAUGUUGCUGAGUGUCAAUAUAUAGUGUAACCGAUAUUAAUAAAUGCAGUUCUUUUUUAGUUAUUUAUUCUAUUUCAGACC
Mercenaria mercenaria is the source of this 1694-nucleotide messenger RNA. RefSeq lists its product as uncharacterized. NCBI's taxonomy places the organism in Eukaryota, Metazoa, Mollusca, Bivalvia, Venerida, Veneridae. Bases 547 to 1065 code for a protein of 172 amino acids. The record is from RefSeq and is a predicted model, not a curated record. The transcript has 6 exons.